UGAGUGCGUGCGUGUGUGUGGUUGCUCACCACACACUGACUCAACACACUAUCAGCUCUUAUCUUUGGGUACUGGAGGCUGGAGCCAGUUCAACAGGUCUUAUCAGAGCCCACUGGGAAGGUUCUAGCACGGGUUCAAUGCACCAAAACCUUACAGACCGAAGAGGAUUUGCCCUGUAACAGGUGACAGAGGUUCCUGUGUGGUCCUUCGCUGCCACUGAUGGACCACAGACAGAGCCUUGUGUCCCUGGAGGAUCAGCUGAGGUGUCCCGUGUGCCUGGAGGUCUUUGCCGAGCCCCUGAUGCUGCAGUGUGGCCACUCCUAUUGUCGGAGCUGCGUGCGCUCCAUGACCAUGGACCCCCUGGGGCAGCUGCAGUGUCCCGUGUGUCGCUGCGCGGUGGACGGAGACAGCCCCUCGCCCAACGUCAGCCUGGCCAGGAUCGUGGACGCGCUGCGAGAGCUGAGCGGGCCGGAGGGGACCCAGCCGGAGAGCUGCCCCGAGCACCACAACCCCCUGAGUCUGUACUGCGAGGAGGAUCAGACGGUCAUCUGCGGGAUCUGUGGGAGCAUCGGUGCUCACCACGGCCACAAAAUCACCCCGGUGUGCAGUGUCUACAGCCGCAUGAAGGAGGAUAUUUCCUGCUUGAUGACAGACUUUCAGACACAGAAGCGGAAGCUGGAAGAGCAGAUUUGUAAAAUGGCCUACAACAAAUCCCGCAUCACUAAUGAGUCAGACGUUUUGAAGUGGGUGGUGCGUAAGGAGUUCGGUGAGCUGCGGCGCUUCCUAGAGCUGGAGGAGUCAGGGUUCAUGCAGCGGGUGGAGAGCAAAGCUGCGGGCCUCAUCUCCUCCAUCCAGAGCCAGGCCGAUGACCUCACACACACUCUGGCCAAGUUCCAGGAAGCAGAGGGCAUGUUGGAGGCUCUGAGCAAUGAGAGCCACCUCGGCUUCAUCGCGAAAUAUGGAUCUAUUGCACCAAGAUUUCGAGAAUGUCAGCAGAAACAGCAGAGAGAGGAAAAAAUAUAUAGUUCCAUCAACUUCAAACCAGGUUUCAAUCACAACGACAUCAAGAUCUCUGUGUGGAAACGUUUACACAGGAGGGUCCUGCCAGCUCCAGAGGGUCUGAAGUUUGAUCUCCUCACAGCUCACCCCAUGCUGGAGCUCAGCCAGGGGGACACUGUGGUGGAGUGCGGCACUCUCCUGAAGCGCCUCGCCAACAACCCUGAGCGUUUUAGCUACAGCUACUGUGUGCUGGCCACCCGGGGCUUCUCCUCCGGGAAACACUACUGGGAGGUGUUUGUGGGAGACAAGCCCAAGUGGCGCUUGGGGAUCAUCAAGGGCACCGCCGACCGCAAGGCCAAGCUCCCCAAGAGUCCAGAGAGCGGUGUGUGGCUGAUUGGCCUCCGGGAAGGCCGCGUGUACGAGGCCUUUUCCAGCCCACGCGUCACCCUGCCCCUGGUCACUCAGACCAACAGGAUCGGGGUGUUCCUGGACUACGAGGGUGGAGUGCUGAAGUUCUACAAUGCAGACAGUCCAGAUGAGCUGGAGGUCAUCUAUACUUACAGUACAGAGCUGCAGGGUAAGGUCUACCCGCUGAUUGAUGUGUGCUGGCAUGAGAGGGGGGCCAAUAAGCAGCCCAUUUCUCUGCCUCAGACCCACAAGGAAAGAUAAGUGGUUGUUUUUCUCCAUUAAGUCAAACACUAUACCUGACAAUGAGUCACAAAGGCAGACAUUGACAAGCAAAGCAAUCGGAAGUUAUAAUGAAGCAAUGGGCAAUCCUUACUGUAACCACAUGGUGGCAAUACUGUCCAUAAUAUUGUCCACAGCCCUCUAUGGACCAGGACGUUUGAUAAUUUUGAUGAUCAGUAGUCAUUUCUUUUGUGAUUUAUUUUGUAAUUGUACAUUUGAAUGUUGCAAUAAAAACGAUCAGUUAAUAAAGCUGAGUAGGUCUUCAUCCCUACAGAACGAGCUACCAGUAGACCACAUUAACAAUGUCAGAUUUGUUUGAAUAUUAAAGCAAAAAAUUAAACCAUUGUAGUAUGCCAAAUCAAACAAAAUACAAGUAUUUCAA
Molecule: messenger RNA, 2068 nt
Organism: Esox lucius (northern pike)
Lineage: Eukaryota; Metazoa; Chordata; Actinopteri; Esociformes; Esocidae
Product: E3 ubiquitin-protein ligase TRIM50
Exons: 6
Coding region: 220-1668 (482 amino acids)
Molecular function (GO): zinc ion binding; protein binding
Source: RefSeq, a predicted model, not a curated record